Westerdykella ornata is the source of this 656-nucleotide messenger RNA. RefSeq lists its product as uncharacterized. Lineage: Eukaryota; Fungi; Ascomycota; Dothideomycetes; Pleosporales; Sporormiaceae. The record is from RefSeq and is a predicted model, not a curated record. The coding region runs from base 163 to 507 and encodes 114 amino acids. The transcript has a single exon.
GGCGUUUCCAUUAUAUAUAUAAGGGUAUUAGGCCUUCACAAUGAAGAAGCACACCUCCUCUGCUAUACAACCAAAUUCUUCACUCCAACUCUUCUCCCAUACACGUCCUCACUACUCACACGACUCAUACAAAUACCACCACUAAAACCGGAAUAUCCCAACAUGCCGUCUUCCACCUCGAAUGUGCCCGCCGGCUCUGGACAGACAGUGGCAACUGGCGCAAGGGGAGGUCCUUACCAGUACUAUCCAUGUGUGAACGCAAAUUCUCCAGGACAUGCAGUCUCCUAUACCUGGAGACUUCGUCCCGGUGAGCUAUGCGAAAAUUGCCGCGUUAGUGGAUUGAAACUACGUCAAUUAGUCGUAUGUACUGACCUGUGUUACAGCUCGCAGGCCGUUAAUCAAUGGACAACAAAUGGACUGGAAUAUGCUGCGAGAGAAUACGGUUCUGUCGAUAUCAGAUUUCGUCGGCUCACGCCAAUUGUCCAGAAUGUACAAUGCUCGAUUUGAAGCUUUGAAGCUUUCCCGGAGAUUCUAUUUCUGCAUGUUGAGGAUUAUUUGAGUGGUGGACAUUGGAGUUGAAUUUAUCCCCUUCAUGUUGCAGCGAGAAAUUGCGCUGGUUACCAUUUCUCUUUACAGCUCCACCUUCUGAAUCAAAU